Messenger RNA from Scheffersomyces amazonensis, 1848 nucleotides. RefSeq lists its product as uncharacterized. The transcript has a single exon. The record is from RefSeq and is a predicted model, not a curated record. NCBI's taxonomy places the organism in Eukaryota, Fungi, Ascomycota, Pichiomycetes, Serinales, Debaryomycetaceae. Bases 1170 to 1406 code for a protein of 78 amino acids.
UUUUGCUAUUUUACAUUUGACACACAUAUUAAACAUAUUACUUGUUCUAGCUCUCUACAGUCUCGUCUUCAUCUGAUUAUAAAUCAGAAGAUGGAAUAUUUCAGUUACGAUACAGCCGACUAUUACCUAUCUUUACCACAAUUCUAUUGUUUAUUGUAAUUUGGUGCAGCCAUCUACGCCACCACGAUAUAUUUACUAUCGUACCUUAUACUGCAAUUUUUUUCCUAAUUCGUUCACUUUAAACAUUGACUGAUUGCAACAUGACUCAAACAAAAAAAUUCGUAUUCUAAAAAUGUAUUUUCUUUUGUUUGUUCUGACACUUUGAUAGAUUUCGAAUGUGUAAAAUUUCUUGGAUAAGCUUAUUGUUUUAGUUUGGCAGUAAUUACUGUUUUCGUACUUUAUAUGUUGUAUUCGUGUAUUUGCAAUGUUAAUGGUUCAAGAACUAAACCUAAAGAUUCAUUCUCUAUAUAGGCAUAUUUAAAAGAAUCUAAGGUUGCAGGUAUUUUAUGCACAGUUUAUUUGCUAAUUUUAACUGAAAUCGUGUAUCGAGACGAUUUUCAUGUUCUAUACUAAUAUACUAUCAUUAAAGCCGUUCUAGUUAGUUUGCUAUGAAUAACUAUGUGAAAACAUAAGAAUAAAGAGGGGAUGUUAGGGUUACUAAUGUUGUGUUACUAAUCCUGGGGUCUUCUAGAAGCCCAAUCGAUAAAAAAUAUUAUAUAAAAAAAAUAAUUGUUGACAAACGCAGUCACAAAUUAAAGAUGUGAGGCCCGAACUUUCAAAACCCGCAAUAUUUCGGUGUGCCUGGACCACUAACUUGCGACAGGAUGAAAUAAGCUCGUGUACGUAAUUGAGUUAACAUUUACUGAUUGGUAAUUCAAAUAAACAGCAAUUGUAUAUGGUACGAUUUCAGGGCUGAGAAGUUUCGUAAAGAUAAAUAGGUUUAGAUCUUACUUAAGCUUUAAUCAGCCAAUUAUAUUAUUCAACCCCAGAAGAAAUUAAAAACAGAAGCUAAAAAUAUAAAAAUAAAUAUUUUCGAAAUGCAAACAAUCGUAGAAGAAUGCCGUAGAUCAGUUUGGCUACAAUUUUAUCCGCCGCCAUGCUUUGUUUAGACAAAAUGUUCCGUAUAGAAGAAAACUGUACAAAAAAUAUUCUUUAGUCUUAUAAUAGAAAUGUUCCUGUUAAAAAGAUUCUUUAACGUUGCCAUUGUUUCAAACCACAUUUACUUUCUUCACUAUUCGAAUUUAUUUUUUUAUAGGAACAUUCUGCCCCCUCUCCAAAAUGCCUUCCCAUUGUACGGGUUCUCGUUCCCUAUCAACAAUCUUGGAGUAUACAGUUUCUUUUUGUUUCCUUUUUUGAAAUUUAAGCGCCAGUCAAUACUUUGGAUCGGGUUGAGCUGCACUACAUGAUCAUAAUAACAAUUUAGGCAUUAUGCAGCACUGUAAUCCUUUUCUUAUUUGUCAACAUAUCAUGCAUGUAAAUCAAUUAAAAAAACCAGGCGGUCUACUACAUACAAAAGUCAACUAUUCUAACCAAAACACAGAUCUAAUAACCACCCGAUGCACAUUUAAUCUUGGUUGUGCCAGCAAUGGUAAAAUUUCAAAGCUUAAGCGCGCCUCCAGCGGGGUAGAGAUAUAAACUUCAACGGUAGAUUUCAUCUUCUUAUCGCAGCUCUCAUGCAAUAAGAAUUAUAUAUGCUUUUUAUUAUUUGAAAUUCUUAAUAGAGAUGCUGCGGCAUAAAAAUAAGUCGCAAAAUAAUGACCUAAAAAAUCUUCAUGACAUUGAUUAAGUCUUUUAGCUUAUGCAGAUAACCUGUACAAAUUAUUUAAUUUCUAUGAAAUUCAAGAUCCC